AUGAGCGUGGGGAGAAUCAACCGCUACAGCAUCGUGUCAUCCGAGGAAGAGGGCCUCCGCCUGACGACCAUGCAUGGCAUGAACGGUUUUGGCAAUGGCAAGAUCCACACGCGCCGCAAGUGCCGCAGCCGCUUCGUCAAAAAGAACGGCCAGUGCAACGUGCAGUUUGCCAACAUGGAUGACAAGUCCCAGCGCUACAUGGCUGACAUAUUCACCACCUGUGUGGAUAUCCGCUGGCGGUGGAUGCUGGUGGUCUUCACCCUGGUGUUCGUGGUUUCUUGGCUAGCUUUCGGUUUGGCCUUCUGGGUCAUCGCCUUGCUACACGGGGAUUUGGAUAACCCAGCGGGUGAUGACAACUUCACUCCAUGCGUCCUGCAAGUCAACGGAUUUGUGGCUGCCUUCCUAUUCUCCAUUGAAACGCAGUCCACUAUUGGCUACGGCUACCGUUGUGUCACUGAGGAGUGCCCAGUCGCGGUUUUCAUGGUGGUUUUCCAGUCUAUCGUGGGUUGCAUCAUUGACUGCUUCAUGAUCGGCGCCAUCAUGGCCAAGAUGGCGAGGCCUAAGAAACGAGCGCAAACGCUGCUGUUUAGCCACAAUGCUGUCAUUGCUAUGCGGGACGGGAAACUAUGUCUCAUGUGGCGGGUGGGAAACCUUCGCAAGAGCCAUAUUGUCGAGGCCCACGUCAGGGCGCAGCUCAUUAAGCCUCGGAUCACCGACGAAGGGGAGUAUAUUCCUCUGGACCAAAUAGACAUCAACGUGGGUUUUGACAAAGGUCUGGACAGGAUUUUCUUGGUUUCGCCUAUAACGAUUCUCCAUGAAAUAGACGAGGAGAGCCCCCUUUUUGGGAUAGGCAAGCAGGACCUGGAGUCCUCUGAUUUUGAGAUCGUGGUCAUCUUGGAAGGCAUGGUGGAAGCAACAGCCAUGACCACCCAGGCUCGCAGUUCGUACUUAUCCUCUGAGAUCCUUUGGGGGCACAGGUUCGAGCCUGUCCUGUUUGAGGAGAAGAACCUCUACAAGGUGGAUUACGCCCACUUUCACAAAACCUACGAGGUGCCGUCCACCCCCCGCUGCAGUGCCAAGGACAUGUUGGAGAACAAGUUCCUGGUUCCCACUUCUAACUCCUUCUGCUACGAAAACGAGCUGGCUUUCCUCAACCGCGACGAAGAGGAGGACGACGGAGGCGGAGGGAGUCGAGCGCUGGCAAACCUCAGUCCUGACCGGAAUAGUCGACAUGAGUUUGAACGCUUGCAGGCCACCAGAACUCUGGAUCAAAGGUCUUAUCGGAGAGAGUCGGAAAUAUGA
This is a messenger RNA of Nerophis lumbriciformis (worm pipefish), 1302 nucleotides long. NCBI's taxonomy places the organism in Eukaryota, Metazoa, Chordata, Actinopteri, Syngnathiformes, Syngnathidae. The record is from RefSeq and is a predicted model, not a curated record.